Entamoeba nuttalli P19 is the source of this 1026-nucleotide messenger RNA. RefSeq names its product dopey domain containing protein, putative. The record is from RefSeq and is a predicted model, not a curated record. Gene Ontology annotation, cellular component: endosome; trans-Golgi network. NCBI's taxonomy places the organism in Eukaryota, Evosea, Mastigamoebida, Endamoebidae. Bases 1 to 1026 code for a protein of 341 amino acids. Gene Ontology annotation, biological process: Golgi to endosome transport. The transcript has 2 exons.
AUGGAAGAAAAUACUGGGGGAAUUAAAGAUAAAACAAUUGAAAUUAUUGAUGAAGUUAAAAAGAAUAAUGAGAAAUAUUUCUGGGAAUUAUGUUGGGAUAUAUUACGUUCAAACAGCAUUAGUAGAAAACCAUUAUUAACCUAUAUGUUACUUAAACUUGAUUGUCCAAUAAAAGAAGAACAAUUAGCAAAUAGAGAAUUAAUGUUAUAUAGUAUUUUAAAUACAUUUACUGAUGAAAAAUCAUUAGUAUUAAGAGACAUGUUAGAUAUUUUAUGUACAAGAAUAAAAUUAAAUAGUGGAAUAUUUAAUGAAGAACAAUUUAAAUAUAUUGUUGAACGAAUAUUAAUAUUAUUAAAUAAAAAGGAUAGUGCAUUAACUAGAAGGGUAAAUUUUUAUCUUUUAGGAUUAAAUGCUAAAGACCAAGACAUAGAAAAAGAAAAGAUGGUAACAUUUUAUAAAGAAUAUUCACAAAAUAUAUUUGAAGAAGCACUAACAGAUUUGUUUGAAUAUUCAAAGAAAAAUGGAAUAUUUAACAUAAUAUCUGUUUAUGAAGAAUUACUUGGUAAACAAAUACUUGGAGAACAAAUUAUUCAUAAAGUCACUGAAGACAUACUUUGUUUACUUCAAUUAAAAGAAGAAACAGGACAAAGAAAAGAUGUUGACUUAUUAGCAGAAUUUCUCAAAAACAUGAAUUGUAAAAUAUUAUUUGAGAGUAUUAUUAAUCUUAUUUCAAACGAUAAAGAAUAUGCUAUUAAAAGAACAUUAUCUUUUAUCAAUAUAUAUCAUGGAGAUGAAAAACAAAUGGAGGAAAUGAAAGAAUUUAAAAUAAAAGUUGUUUGUUCAGUAUUAAAUAAAUUGUCUGAAAUUGUAGAAAAGAAUGGAUUAAUUGAAAGAGUAAAAGAAUGUUAUGAUUUAAUAGAACUGUGUCUUAAAGAUAAAUUAGAAGAAACUGAAGAAAAAGAUAUUGAAUUAUUGAAAAUAACAAUUCAAUCAAAUAAAGUAUUUGAAAUAAAAUACUCCAUUUAA